Messenger RNA from Uloborus diversus, 2208 nucleotides. Its product is annotated as probable serine/threonine-protein kinase clkA. The coding region runs from base 1 to 2208 and encodes 735 amino acids. Lineage: Eukaryota; Metazoa; Arthropoda; Arachnida; Araneae; Uloboridae. The transcript is spliced from 4 exons. The record is from RefSeq and is a predicted model, not a curated record. Gene Ontology annotation, molecular function: ubiquitin protein ligase activity. Gene Ontology annotation, cellular component: nucleus. Gene Ontology annotation, biological process: protein ubiquitination.
AUGACAGUCUCUCCACCUGCCAGAGCUGCAAAAGAACAUUUAACAUCCCAAAAUAGACCAAGUGGUGAGUGUGCUAUUUGUUUGUAUGGUUUUAGUGAACAAGACAUCUUUACCAGGACUGAAUGUUAUCACUAUUUUCAUUCACAUUGUCUGGCAAGAUAUGUCAAAAAUAUUCUUGAAAAUGCUGAAGAAAGUGAAGAAAAAGACGUGGAUAAAUCCUCUGAACUGUUCUGCCCCAUGUGUCGUAUCCCUAUAAAAUUUUCUACGAGUGAUGAAGAAUAUCCUCCACCAACUGCUAUCAAUGAAGAAACGUUUAACCUGACUGAGGAAAUUGUGGACUUGCAAAAAAAGAUGGCUGAUCUUUAUCAGAAGCAGUUGGAGAAAGGUGGAAUAAUUGAUGUAGAAGCAGAAAGAAACAAAUAUUUACUUGAAAUUUCUGAUAUGCCUACUCAGUCCACUUCAGUAGAAAAAUCCGAUUCUAAAGUGGUGGAACAGUCUUCCCUUGAUGAAUCCAGUAAUGCGGAACCAGAUGCACAUCAGUCUCCGAAAGAUAAAGCCGUAGUGAAUGAGAAAAAUACAAAAUCAAGUUCAAAGGAAAACUUUCAGGGAAAUAGUGGGAGGAGGAAAAAGUUUGAUCCAAAAUAUGAACGAAAACCUGACAGAUAUGAACGAAGGCCUGAUGCCUAUCGACAGAAUAAUUAUGGAAAGUAUCACCGGCAUAGAGAUGGACAGUUCAAAAAUGCUUCUAGUCGAACUGCUAGUCAAGAGCAUUAUUCUAAAAAAGACGCAGUGCAAAUAGACUCUGAAGAUCAACAACCAACUGAAGAAAGCACUUCGGAAGUUAAUGAUCCAGUAAAUAAGAACUCGGACUCUCCAGAUUCUGUCAAACCUAAACAUACAAAUAAUUCUGAUUAUAGAUACAAUUACAAUCGAAAUCCACGUUUUAAUCAGCGAGGUAGGUAUCAGCGCUAUAAUAAUUAUUCUAACAAUGGCUCCUACAAUAGGGAUAGACGAUAUGAUGGUUCAAACAAUUAUUAUAAGUUCAACUAUCACAAUAGGAAACCGCACCAAAGCAAUGAUCAUUUUGAAGAGAAAUUUCAAGAUGACGUGGAUAAAGAAGGUACGCAACGAUCUCGUGGUAGAUAUUAUAAAGAAAAAAGUAGUUUUGACCAUAAAGACCAAUUCCAAGAAGACGGGGAUACAGAAGAUACACAACGAUCUCGUGGCAGAUAUUAUAAAGAAAAGAGUAAUUUUGACCACAGAGACCAAUUUCAAGAAGAUGGGGAUAAAGAAGAUACGCAAAGAUCUCGGGGUAGAUAUUAUAAAGAAAAAAGUAAUUAUGACCGUAAAGACAGAUUCCAAGACGACGAUAAAGAAGAUACACAAAGGUCUGGUGGUAGGCAUUUUAAAGAAAGAAGUAAUUAUGACCGUAAAGACAAAUUCCAAAAUGAUGUAGAUAAAGAAGAUACGCAAAGAUCUGGUGGUAGAUAUUUUAAAGAAAGGAAUAAUUACGACCAUAAGUUUCAGCAUAAAAAUGAAAAGGCAAAUGACUCUGACCAAAAUUCUUCAGAAAAAUACUCUAGUAAUGCCAAUCAGAGAAAAGAGCAACAUGUUCGGAAAAAUGACCUCCCUUCUGAAAGGACUCCACAAAAAAAUGACGGUGGCGAUUGUAGUGAAAAUAUUGCUAGUGAUGAUUUGUACAAAACUGAGGUUGAAAAUUCUCAGGAAAAUAAAUUGAAUCCUAUGAGGUCAAAAAAUUAUUCAAAUUAUAACUCAAGUCAUAAUUAUGGCAAUGAUACACAGUAUCAUGAUAAAUAUGACUAUAAUAACAGAAGCAGUCGGUAUCAAAGGAAUCCUAAUAAGUCUUAUAAUUAUGGCCAUUAUUCUCCCCAAAACGGGGGCUAUAAAAAUUAUGGCUCAGAAAAAUGGCAAAAUCGACCAUAUCAGAAAAAGUCAUCCGAAGAUUUCAAGCAAGAAGCAGUAGCCAAAGAAAGUGAAUCUCAGAUUAAGAAACCUGUUGUAGAACGUAAUGUUGAAUCCUCACUGGCCCCAAAUAGAAGUGGUGCAGAGAAAUCAAGCAUAUCUGAAAUGACCCCUGGUGGAUCUCCAUCGAUGCUUCGACCUCCACCUGGUUUUGCUAAUCCGGCUAGUCGAGUGCACUACGGUCUGAAAGCUGCUAAUCCGCCGCCGGGAUUCAGCAAGAGCUGA